AUGCCUGUUAUCUCCCGCCUAAUCUCCAUUGUCUUUCGCGUCGCGCAAAUUGUUUGUGGUGCGGUCGUCGCUGGUAUCAUCGGUCACUACCUUGCCCAAUACAGUGGUGACGCAUGGCCUGAGGCCCGCUGGAUUUACACCGAAGUUGUCGCCGGGUUAUCAAUCCUCCUUGGCCUGAUAUGGCUCAUACCAUUUUCCUCUGGAUUCUUUUCCUGGCCAUUUGACGUCAUAAUCUCCCUUGCGUGGUUUGCCGCAUUCGGUAUCCUUGUCAACGCCAUUCACAAGUUCAGCUGUGGCAGUAUCUGGCACUGGGGUGGUCUCUACCGCAACAAUACCUGCAGUCGCUGGAAGGCUGCUGAAGCGUUCAGCUUCAUCUCGGCCAUUGUCUGGCUUGCUUCGGCGCUUGUGGGUCUCUGGUUCACUUUCCGUGUCAGAAAGGAUAGCACUGCUCCUACCUAUGGUCGCCGUCGCUUCUUUGGCCGUUCUGCCGUCUAA
Molecule: messenger RNA, 495 nt
Organism: Aspergillus luchuensis
Lineage: Eukaryota; Fungi; Ascomycota; Eurotiomycetes; Eurotiales; Aspergillaceae
Product: MARVEL domain-containing protein
Exons: 5
Coding region: 1-495 (164 amino acids)
Cellular component (GO): membrane
Source: RefSeq, a predicted model, not a curated record